Ogataea angusta is the source of this 1881-nucleotide messenger RNA. RefSeq lists its product as uncharacterized. The record is from RefSeq and is a predicted model, not a curated record. NCBI's taxonomy places the organism in Eukaryota, Fungi, Ascomycota, Pichiomycetes, Pichiales, Pichiaceae. The coding region runs from base 1 to 1881 and encodes 626 amino acids. Gene Ontology annotation, biological process: intracellular protein transport; vesicle-mediated transport. The transcript has a single exon. Gene Ontology annotation, cellular component: membrane coat. Gene Ontology annotation, molecular function: clathrin binding.
AUGGCGUCUUCCAAUUUGUACACGCGAGUGCGGGCCGCGGAGAUUGUGAACGAGCUGCGUGCGAAUGAGAAGAAGUCGCGUUCGGCCAUGUUCCGCAAGACCACGCUCAAGAAAAUCGUGGCCAACAUGACUUUGGGCAACAACGAAAUGGUUGGGCUUUCCAGCGAGGUGUUGGCGAUAACGCUCGAUCUGGCGACCGAUACCGAAGUCAAGCGGCUUGCCUACCUAUACUUCAGCACAUACUACCCCCAAAGGCCGCACGAUUGCGUUGAUUUGCUGCCGAUGCUGGAAAAAGACUUCCGGAGCCAGUCGGCCGUGCUCCGCUCAUUAAGUAUACGCGCUCUCGCAACUAUUCACAUCCCAGAGUUUCUGGCCAAGGCCAACGUGCUGGUUUGCGAGGCAAUGGCCGAUAAGGACCCGCACGUGCGCAAAACCGGCGUCUAUGCUGUUUCCCGUGUCUAUGGCCGUGCUCCGGAAGAGGUGCGACAACAGUUCCUCAAAGGUCUAAAUCGUCUGCUGCACGAUCCGACUGUUUUCGUAGUUGCGGCAGCAGUGGACUGUCUGCGCGAUCUGGUGGAGAACCACGACGGAUUGCAGCUCUCGAUCGACAGGAACAACUGUUUCCGGAUCUUGGAGCUGCUCGCUGGGUGCGACGAGUGGAGCCAGGUGAGUCUCCUGAACUCUGUGAUGGCUUUUGUGCCGCAGACCGAGGACGAUGCGGUUUUUCUGGCAGAAAAGUGCAUUCCGCUGCUACAGCACGGCAACUCGAGCGUCGUGCUCAACGCUCUCAAGGUGAUUGUCUAUCUGAGCAACUACGUGCGAAAUUUUGUGGACGUUCUUCCGGCAAUCACGAAACGGGUUUCUGGAUGCAUAUCGAACCUCAUGUCGAAGCCUGCUGAGAUCCAGUUUCUGACCAUGCGGAACGUUAUUCUGCUGCUGCUCGACAAGGCCGAGAUGCUCGAUUUGCAGGUGUCGAUGUUUUUCUGCCAGUUUGACGACCCGGUGUACAUCAAGGACACGAAGUUGGAGCUGAUAUUUCUGCUGGCCAACGAGAGCAACAUUUCUCUCGUUCUGCGCGAGCUCGAGGAGUACGCUCUGGAGAUCGACGACCAGAUGGUGCGCAAGAGCAUCCGUGCCAUUGGAAACCUGGCAAUCAAAAUUCCGUCCGUGGCAGACCGCUCGAUCGAGGUUCUUUGUGGACUUCUGGCCAGCUCUCUGCCCCACAUUGUGCAGGAGGUGGCCAUAAUACUAAAAGACAUUCUGCGCAAAUACCCAGGAAAAUACCUCUAUCUGAUAGACUCGCUGGUGCAGAACGUGGAUCUGCUCACCGAUUCCGAAUCGCGCGGAUCGUUCAUAUGGAUUCUAGGAGAGUACUGCAACUCGAUCCCCAGCUCUGCAGACAUUCUUUUCAAACUCUACGCCAACUUCGACAACGAGCCCACGCAGGUGCAGCUCACCACCCUCACGGCUGUGGUGAAGACGUAUCUGUGCUCGCCGUCCAAGAAGACCGAGUCGCUCGUUCUGGACGUUCUACGCAGAACAACCGAGGAGGCCAACGAGCCAGACCUGCGCGAGCGCGCAUACUUUUACUGGCGUCUUCUUUCGUCCCAUAAAGACAUCAAGGAGAUCGUCAAGCCCGUGCUGCCGAUCAUCGAGGUUUCCAGCGACAAGCUGCCGCCAGAGAUACUUGAGGAGCUCGAGCUGAACAUCGGAUCGCUGGCUUCUAUUUAUUUGCGCCCUGUUCAGCAGGUGUUCCGUCUCAGCAAGCCCAAAAGACUUGCUGUCUCGCCCGCACUCGCACGAGCAGAGUCACGUGCGUCGUCUGCGCCCUUCUCGGGUCCGGCUUCAAGAAACACCUCCGCUACGUCUGUGUAUAAAUAG